AUGUCCUCGCGCCCGCCCCAGUCGCCAAUGGCGGCUCAGGUGCCGGGGUGCUCUAUGCGUGGCUCCUGCGGCUCGAAUGGAAUAUUCGGAAAGCCGCUACCAUGUCCGUUCGACGGCCCACCAGUGGUGCCUGGAGAGAAUGAACGUGACCAGCUCGUCUCAAUAUGUGGAGAGGAGUUUGCCGACGGCGAAGUGUGCUGCAACUCUGAGCAGCUCGAGCAGCUGCAGGACAACCUCGCGAAGGCGGAGACUUUGAUAUCAUCAUGUCCUGCUUGCCGAAACAACUUCCGGUCCUUCUUCUGCCAAUUCACCUGUUCUCCAAAUCAGUCUUCCUUCGUCAAUGUCACGCGUACACAAACGACUUCAAGCGGUCAAACCGCCGUCAAGUCGCUCGACUUCUACGUCUCCGAGAACUACGGAUCCGGGUUCUUCGAUAGCUGCAAGGGCGUGCAGGUUGGAUCGGCGAAUGUAUACGCCAUGGAUCUGAUUGGAGGUGGCGCGAAGAACUAUACAUCCUUCUUCGACUUUCUGGGCAAGGAGAACCCCUCCAUGGGUAGCCCAUUUCAGAUUGACUUCCCUCGAUCCGCGCCUCCAGGCAUCACCCCAUUAGACGCUCAGGCCAGAAGCUGUGCAGACACAGACAUUGGCAGUCGAUGCGCUUGCGUCGAUUGCCCCGACGUGUGUCCUUCCCUUCCGCCUGUGGAUACCACAGGUACAUGCCGCGUCGGUGUUAUCUCGUGUUUAUCCUUCGUCCUCAUCCUCGCCUACGCUCUAUGUGUUGCCUCUUUCAUCACUGGCUACUCCCUGCAGACGUUCUUUCGACGGCGCAACAAACAUGGACGUAUCUUUCUCUCCACCGACGAAACCACUGCCACCCCGCUAUCCCCUACCUCGCGAACGCGGAAUCUCGUGGGCGCCUCAUCUCUGGCAUCCACCAACGGCAGCUCAUGGGAGCCACCAGCCAGGGCUGUUACGCUCCUUGACCCUAUUGAGACCGUGCAGCCUCGGCAGUAUAGGUUAAACGCUUGGCUCCGUCGCACCUUCUACAAGUCCGGUCUCUGGAUCGCCACCCAUCCAUGGCUGACCUUUGCAGUCAUGUUCACCAUCAUGGGUCUCUUCAACAUUGGUUGGAAGGACUUCUCGGUGGAGAAGGAUCCCGUCCGCCUGUGGGUUGGUCCCAACUCAGAGAGCAAGCUGCAGAAGGACUAUUUCGACGAACAUUUCGGGCCCUUCUUCCGACCUGAGCAGAUCUUUGUCCAUUCAGCCCCAACGAGCGACGGUCUUCAGAAUCCGCCCGUCAUGACUUGGGAUCAUCUGAAGUAUUGGUUCAAGGUCGAGUCCGAGAUCCGCUCCCUGAAGUCGUCUCCGAACAACUACACCUUGCCCGACGUCUGCUUCAAGCCCCUUGGCCCCAAAGGCGCUUGCGUCUUCCAGUCCGUGACGGCUUGGUUCGACAACGACAUCGACAAUACGAGCGAGGACGAGUGGGAGGAUCGCAUUGAGCAGUGCGCGAGCCGCCCGGUCGAGUGCCUGCCCGACUUCAUGCAGCCCCUCGGUCCGAAAUAUGUCCUUGGUGGCGUUCCCAACGGCGACCAAUACGUCGACGCUGAGGCGCUUGUCGUCACCAUCGUCGUGAACGACUCGCUCGACUUGGAGGUGCGGGAGAAGGCGAUGGAGUGGGAGCGUACGCUGCGGGCUUACCUGGUCGACUUGAUGGAGAGGGCGCCGAAGGAGGCUGGCUUGGAACUAUCCUUCUCCACCGGUGUAUCACUUGAGGAGGAGAUCAACAAGAGCACAAACAUGGAUGUCAAGAUCGUCGUCUUAUCAUACCUCGCUAUGUUCCUCUACGUCUCCCUCACCCUCGGCAACAACUCCCUCGCACGCGACGAGCCGGGCAUCCUGUCAUCCCUGCAUAGUUGGGCUACGAACUUCCCACGCCUCUUCUCCAGCGCGUCAUCGUCCACACUGUCCAUCGACUCGCGCAAUACACCUCGAGUGUUCCCUCGAAUACCUCGCAAGCUCUUCAUAGGCUCUCGCGUCAUGCUAGGACUCUUCGCCAUAUCUAUCGUCAUCCUUUCGGUCGCGUCUUCCGUCGGUUUCUUCAGCGGGGUGGGUGUCAAGGUGACGCUCAUUAUCGCCGAGGUCAUUCCCUUCCUCGUACUCGCCGUGGGCGUGGACAAUGUCUUCAUUCUCGUGAACGAGCUCGAUCGGCAGAACAUGUUACAUGGACCCAACGCCGCUGCGCCCUCCGAUAACGCGGCAUCCAUCAACGGCUUGAUGACUUCGCCCACUCGUCGACAGACAGACCUUUCCCAGGAUAUGUCUGUCGAUGCAGCGUCCAUGCCGUUAUACCUCCCAACCGAAGAGCGGAUCGCACGUACGGUAGCGAAGAUGGGCCCUUCCAUCCUGCUCAGCACGAUCACGGAAACAAUCGCAUUCUUACUUGGUGCUCUCGUGCCGAUGCCCGCUGUGCGAAACUUCGCGCUGUACGCUGCUGGUAGUGUGUUCUUCAACGCGCUACUUCAAGUCACGGUCUUCGUCGCCGCCCUUAAUCUCGAUCUUCGCCGAAUGGAGUCGAAUCGCGUUGACUGCUUCCCAUUCAUCCGUCUACCCUCGCGCAUUCGCUUAUUGGAGGCACCAGCGGCCACAGCUGCCGGUCUUGGUGCUCUUGCGAGGGGCAUUCGCAAGUACUAUGCUCCCUUUAUCUUGCGAUCGCCAGUGAAGAAUCUUGUCAUGUUGGUGUUCGGCGGUAUCUUCAUUCUUUCUGUGAUAUCAAUACAGCAUCUCAAGCUCGGUCUCGACCAGCGAUUGGCUCUACCUGGCGAGUCUUACCUGAUUCGCUGGUUCGACGAUAUAAACUCGUAUCUCGACAUCGGCCCUCCAUUGUACUUCGUGACCCACGACGUGAACGUGACUGCGCGCGAGGGUCAGCAGGCGCUUUGCGGCCGUUUUACGACGUGCGAGCAACUGUCCAUCGCAAAUCUUCUUGAGGUCGAGCGCAAUCGCACAGACGUAUCUUACCUCUCGCAACCCACCUCUUCGUGGAUCGACGACUUCCUUUCAUGGCUCAACCCUCAGUUCGAGUCGUGCUGCCGCGUGAAGAAACGGGAUCCCACGCAGUUCUGCACGCCACGCGACCGCGACCGCUUAUGUCAGCCAUGCUUCCAGGACCGUGAGCCUGCGUGGAACACGACGAUGAACGGUCUACCCGAGGGCGAUGAAUUCGUGUACUAUCUUCGCCAGUGGCUUGCCACUCCUCCCUCGGAAGACUGCCCUCUCGCCGGCGCGGCUGCUUACGGGGACGCUCUGUCCCUAGACGAGACGGGCGUGACUGCCUCCCACUUCCGCACUUUCCUGGAGCCGCUCAAGACCCAAGAAGACUUCAACGGUGCUUUCGCUGCCGCGCACCGUAUUGCAGACGAGAUGAGCGAAGCGACCGGCGCGAAGGUGUUCCCUUACUCCCUUUUCUUCGUCUUCUUCGAUCAGUACGCGCACAUCGUGGCCAUCACGCAAGAGGUGCUCGGGCUCGGACUAGCGUCCGUCCUCGUCGUCACGUCGAUCUUCCUCGGGUCCUGGAGGACGGGUACCAUUGUAACUGCAGUCGUCGCGUUGACCGUCGUCAACGUGAUGGGCGUGAUGGCUGUAUGGGGCAUAUACCUCAAUGCACUUAGCUUGGUCAACCUCGUUAUCUCGCUGGGUAUUGCCGUGGAGUUCUGCGCACAUGUCGCGAGGGCGUUCAUGACUUCUGGAUCUGGGUUACCGGAUGAUCACCCCGCGGGUCAGAAAGAGAGGGACGAAAGAAUGUGGACCGCGCUUGUUGACGUUGGCCCCUCGGUCCUUUCGGGCAUCACCUUCACCAAGCUUAUUGGGAUGUGUGUGCUCGCCCUCACGCACUCACAGCUUCUUAAGAUCUACUACUUCCGCAUGUGGCUUACACUCAUCAUCUCCGGCGCACUUCACGGACUCGUACUUCUCCCUGUCAUCCUCAGUCUGGCAGGCGGCCCAGGCUUCCCCUUACAAGAGGCUGAUGAAGAGUGGAUGUCAAACGCCAUUCGUAAUGAUUAUGAACAUCCGCCUUUCCUCGCCGACGAUACGUCUUACCAUAGCGAUUAA
Peniophora sp. CBMAI 1063 is the source of this 4113-nucleotide messenger RNA. Lineage: Eukaryota; Fungi; Basidiomycota; Agaricomycetes; Russulales; Peniophoraceae. The record is from the annotation of a GenBank genome assembly.